ACAGAGAGAGCACUCAAAGGGAGAUGCACAGCAAUGGGGUCUUCUAAGAGUUCUGUUUUCAUCUUGGUCCUUCACCUUCUGGCAGGCGCCCUGAGUGAGUCGCUCAUUCAGCUGAAUAACAAUGGCUAUGAAGGCAUUGUCAUUGCCAUCGACCCUAAUGUGCCAGAGGAUGAAACACUCAUUCAACAAAUAAAGGAUAUGGUGACCCAGGCGUCUCCAUAUCUGUUUGAAGCUACAGAAAAAAGGUUCUAUUUCAAAAGUGUUGCCAUUUUGAUUCCUGAAAACUGGAAGACAAAACCUGAAUAUGUGAAGCCCAAACUUGAGACCUACAAAAACGCUGAUAUUCUGGUUGCUGAACCUAAUUCUCCAGGUAACGAUGGACCCUAUACUGAGCAGUGGGGAAACUGUGGAGAAAAGGGUGAAAGAAUUUAUUUCACUCCUGACUUUGUAGCAGGAAAAAAGUUGCCUCAGUAUGGACCACAAGGAAGGACAUUUGUCCACGAAUGGGCUCAUCUGCGCUGGGGAGUAUUUAACGAGUACAACACUGACCAGAAGUUCUACUUAUCCAAUAGGAGAAUCAAACCAGUCAUAUGCUCGGCAGGUAUUACUGGUCAAACCGCACGACCGUUGUGUCAGGGAGGCAGCUGUGUCGCCAAACCAUGCAAACGUGACAGAGUAACAGGACUGUACGAAAAGGGCUGUGAGUUCAUACCUGGUAGGGACCAGACGGAGAAGGCUUCCAUAAUGUUUUCACAAAGUAUUGGUUCUGUGGUUGAAUUCUGUACCAAAAAAAACCACAACAAAGAAGCCCCAAACCAGCAAAACCAAAAAUGCAAUCUCCGAAGCACGUGGGAAGUGAUCCAAGGUUCUGAGGACUUUAAGAAAACCGCUCCUAUGACAGCAGAGCCACCCAAGCCCACCUUCUCACUGCUGCAGAUCGGACAAAGAGUCGUGUGUUUAGUCCUCGAUAAGUCUGGAAGCAUGGUGGCAGAUGACCGCCUUAACCGACUCAAUCAAGCAGGCAAACUUUUCCUUCUGCAGACGGUUGAACAAGGGUCCUGGGUUGGGAUGGUGACAUUUGACAGAGCUGCCUAUGUGAAAAGUCAACUCAUACAGAUAAACAGUGGCACUGAAAGAGACAUGCUGACCAGAAGCUUACCCAUGGUGGCCUCAGGAGGAACGUCCAUCUGCUCCGGGCUUCGAUCAGCAUUUACUGUGAUUAAGAAGAAAUACCCAACAGACGGAUCUGAAAUCGUGUUACUGACCGAUGGGGAGGACAACACUAUAAGCACAUGCCUUAAUGAUGUGAAACGAAGUGGAGCCAUCAUCCACACAGUCGCCCUAGGACCCUCUGCAGCGAAGGAACUAGAGGAGCUGUCUAAAAUGACAGGUGGUUUACAGACAUAUGCUUCAGAUCAGGCUCAGAACAAUGGCCUCAUUGAUGCAUUUGGCGCCCUCUCGUCAGGAAACAAAGCUGUCUCCCAGCGCUCCAUCCAGCUUGAGAGUAAGGGAUUAACCCUCCAGAACAGUCAGUGGAUGAACGGCACAGUGAUUGUGGACAGCACUGUGGGAAAAGACACUUUGUUUCUCAUCACCUGGACAACUGCUCCCCCUCAAAUCCUUCUCUGGGAUCCCAGUGGAAAGAAACAAGAUGGCUUUGUAGUGGACAAGCAAACCAAAAUGGCCUACCUCCAAAUCCCAGGCAUUGCCAAGGUUGGCACUUGGAAGUACAGCCUGCAAGCAAGCUCACAAACCCUGACUUUGACUGUCACCUCCCGUGCAUCAAGUGCUACCUUGCCUCCAGUUACAGUGACCUCUAAAAUGAACAAAGACACAGGCAAAUUCCCUCACCCAAUGGUAGUUUAUGCAAAGAUUCGCCAAGGAGACUUGCCAGUUCUCAGGGCCAAGGUCACAGCCCUGAUAGAAUCAGUGAAUGGGAAAACAGUUACAUUGGAAUUAUUGGACAAUGGAGCAGGUGCUGAUGCUACUAAGAAUGAUGGUAUCUAUUCAAGGUAUUUUACAACUUACGAUACAAACGGUAGAUACAGUGUAAAAGUGUGGGCUCUGGGAGGAGUGAAUACGGCAUCUCAGAGGGUGAUACCUCAGCAGAGUGGAGUCAUGUACAUACCUGGCUGGAUUGAGAAUGGGGAAGUAAAAUGGAAUCCACCGAGACCUGAAAUUAAUGAGGACGAUCUUCAAGGCAACCAAGUGUAUUUCAGCAGAACAGCCUCGGGAGGUUCAUUUGUGGCCUCCGAGGUCCCACAGGCUCCCAUUCCUGACCUCUUUCCACCUUGUAAAAUCACUGACCUAAAGGCGAAAAUCCAAGGGGACAAUCUCAUUAAUCUGACUUGGACAGCUCCUGGGGAUGAUUAUGACCAUGGAAGAGCUGACAAAUACAUCAUUGGAAUAAGCACAGAUAUUCUUGAUCUCAGAGAUAAGUUCAACGAUUCACUUCAAGUCAACACGACUGAUCUCAUCCCAAAGGAGGCUAACUCAGAGGAAGUCUUUGUGUUCAAACCAGAAAACAUCCCUUUUACAAAUGGCACAGAUCUCUUCAUUGCUAUACAGGCUGUUGACAAGGUCAAUCUGAAGUCAGAAAUCUCCAACAUUGCACAAGUAUCUUUGUUUAUUCCCCCAGAGACUCCUUCAGAGACUCCUCCAGAGACUCCUUGUCCUGCUAUUACUGUCAAUAGUACCAUUCCCGGCAUUCAUGUUUUUAAAAUUGUGUGGAAGUGGCUGGGAGAAUUGCACAUAUAUCAGUAGCCUAGGGCUGAGUCUUCCUGAGAUAAACAAAUCAUCCACCCUUCUUCUGAUUAUAAAAAAAUUUCUAAAGUGUCUUCUAGACUUCCUGUACUGUA
Messenger RNA from Camelus dromedarius (Arabian camel), 2858 nucleotides. RefSeq names its product chloride channel accessory 1 (gene CLCA1). Gene Ontology annotation, molecular function: intracellularly calcium-gated chloride channel activity. NCBI's taxonomy places the organism in Eukaryota, Metazoa, Chordata, Mammalia, Artiodactyla, Camelidae. Gene Ontology annotation, cellular component: plasma membrane. Bases 34 to 2763 code for a protein of 909 amino acids. Gene Ontology annotation, biological process: chloride transport. The transcript is spliced from 14 exons. The record is from RefSeq and is a predicted model, not a curated record.